Molecule: messenger RNA, 3889 nt
Organism: Chiloscyllium plagiosum (whitespotted bambooshark)
Lineage: Eukaryota; Metazoa; Chordata; Chondrichthyes; Orectolobiformes; Hemiscylliidae
Cellular component (GO): precatalytic spliceosome
Molecular function (GO): double-stranded RNA binding; single-stranded RNA binding; zinc ion binding
Source: RefSeq, a predicted model, not a curated record
UUGAUAUAGACUGGUUGGACUGAAAGAUCUGUUUCCGUGCUGUAUGAGUCUAUAUUCCCCUGAUUUAAAAGUUUAGACAGUGAGAUUUGAUCAUAUGAUAGAGUGAGAAAGAUAUGCAUUUUUCUCCCAUAGUUGAAAUAUCAGGAAAUGUCAAUCUAGCAAUAAUGUGAAUUUCAAAUAUUUUAAAAUUGAGGCAUAGAGUUGAAAAGUCAAAACCUAAUGUCAGAGAUGCCACUGAAUUUAGAGUGAUUAAAUAGUCUACAAAAUUUGUUUAUAAACUAAAUAUUAUAGGACAAAACAACAUCUUAAAAGGUAAAUUUUGAUAUUUUGACAAUAAACGUGUUGAAAAGUGUGGUGCUGGAAAAGCGCAGCAGGUCAGGUAGCAUCUGAGGUGCAGGAGAAUCGAUGUUUCGGGCAUAAGCCCUUCUUCAGGAAUGUGGCCUACCUUACAGUAGUAGGCAGAAUUGAGAUGAUCACACUAUUAGGAAUUAUAAAAUUUGAAAAAAAUGAAUAUUGCUGGCAUAAAAACACAGUUUGAAGAUGGUGCGAGAAAUGUUCCUUGUAGCAAGUACUGGUGUGAUAUCUGCAAAGUAGCUUGCAUAUCUGCUCUGAAUCUCCAGGAACAUAUUAGGGGCUAUCAGCACAGAAAGGUUGAACAAAUUUUAAAAGAGACUAUGGGUAAUAACACAAGCAACCCUACAAUUCCUGCAAUGAAUAUUGGUCCUGAUACAAGAACAUUUGAUGAUUACCUUUUGGCUUGGAAUGCUGAUGAGCCUUUAGUUGGUCUCAAUUAUGUGAUUGAAUACCAGCGGGAUGGGGGAAGAGACCCAAUGUAUGAAUGCACACUAUGUGACUUCACAGGUUACCUGCGCAUAUUUGUUUCACACCUUGGUGGUAUCAAGCACAGAAUGAAUUACAUGUCAAGAGAAUAUCCAGAGAUGGUGAAGUGGGAUGCAACUAAAUUAAAGCAAGAGGAGUUAAGCCUUAUUGUUAAAGAAAGAGCUGCUAUUAUUGAGAAAUUGGAAGGAAGGAGGAGCAUAAAGGUGAUCAGAGGACAGGAUCCACCCAGCACGAUUAGCGUAGUUAAAAGGGUUCCACUUCCAAGCAAUGAUGUUAGAAUGAAUCAAGGUGGAAGCCUUCAAGAGGGAAUGAAUUCACAAAGCUAUGCACAGCGUUCAUACCAGGAAUAUGGAUCCAAAGGAUGGCAGCAAGAAUGGGAGAGAAAUCCCUUGCAAGUGGAGCAAGAUUUGAUGGAAGACAUAGUGUACGCAAGAGAACAAUCACUGACAAACAAGAUGAUGUAUUCAGUUCCAAGACAUGACGAAGGACAAUAUAGAACUGAAGUUCAAUCCUCUGAUAUGUAUUCUGACUGGAGAAGAGAUGAUAAAGAUUUUUAUGAAGAGAGUAUUGGCGUUAUGGACCGAUAUGCAGAUCUAAGGAAAGAUAACAAAUCGCAAUAUCAAGAAAAUGUUUCAAGUGGAUAUACGGAUUUGAAAAGAGAGAGAGAACAAUAUGUCGAGACCAGUACUGGUUAUGAUCAAUACUCUGAUCAGCGAAGGGGGCCAUAUGGAGAUCAUGUACACGAAUCAGCUGAUUGGAGAAAUGUCUACCACAAGGAACAUGAAAGUGAUAUCAGGAGUUCAGAUAGGUAUUCAAAUAUAAGAAAAGAUUAUCAGCUGAGCUACAUGGAUGACGGUAGAGGUGCAGACUGGAAAAGGGAUGACAGAAAACAAUAUGAAGAUGAAUACAGAGAAAGAGAACAAACUGGAAAAUCUGAUCACCGGAUGCAGAAAAAGGGUGAUUAUUCCCAGCCACCACGUUUUCCUGAUGUGAUUGAUAGUAAAAGAAAGAAGCUUUAUAACUAUUUGCAAAGCUUUCAGAUAAAAAGUGAAGAUGAUGCAAGUUUUGUUCUGAAGGUUACAAAGGCUUUCAAAGAUGCAUUGAUCAGUUAUUACCAAAAGAAGGAAUCUGACCCAGUCAUGAGGGCUACAUUGGAUCAGAGAACUGCAAGAUCCAUCGGUACACCAGAUGACUAUUCCAGAUAUAAUCCUGAUGCAUCAGCUUCUGCAGUACGAGGCUCAGAAAGCCCCAGAGGUGGCUAUGAUUGGAAACAGGAUACAUUGGCAACAGACGUGAGGCAAUCAUUUGACUCCUCAUCAUAUCUAUCCUCUUCUGCUGCCAGAGAUUUUGCAAUGUAUCCCUCUUCAGGCAGGGACUAUUCGUCAGAUGACAAAUCUGGGAGUCAGUAUAUGAACUGGGGCACAAGUGUAAACUCAGCCAAUACCUAUUUUGGUCGCUAAGUUCAUUGCAAGGGUGUAUAAAGAGAAUAAAGGAUGGUUGGGCACUGUGUUCUGAAUGCAGCAGAGCUAUAGCAGAGCCCAAACCAAUCUGUUAAUGUACAUCUUUAUUCAGUAUCUUCUUCCCUCACCUUCCAUUUCGUUUUAUUUAAUGUUGUGUACUUUUUGUAUUUGUUUCUGAAAUGGGCACCAUAUCUUUUAAAGGUAAUGACUGCAGAUCUAACCCAUGCUCACAAUUCAACUGAAAUUCAAUGAAAUAAUAUACCACUGGAGCCCACCGACAUGUAGUGCUUUAAUAGCUUGCAUUCUUUUCUCAUCAAACAUUAAUGUGUACAGAAAUUGUUGCCCUCAAAACUUUGUUUCAGGAGUGCAGUGUUAUUUUUAUUUCCCAAGUUUCUCUGUUCAUCUUAUAAGUGCAGGAACUAGCAUUCGUUGAUGGAAGACCCACAUUAUCUGUUGACAGUUAGACCAAGAUGGACAUCAUAGAAGCUUCAUCCUGUCCAUGGAAGUCAGGAAGUGUACUUGUAAGAAGGUAUUAUUGAUAGAUUGGAAUGGGAACCCUGGAUGCCAACAUUCCUAUACUGGAGGGAUAGUAAGCAAUUGUCGGAGAUGAGAUUAAUCAUUUGUGUAGUGACCUUUAUUUCAGUCCAGAACCAUAUGUUAUAUUUACUUAAAUUAAAUGAGAGAGCUUUUCUACAAUUCUGUACUCCUCAUGAAUUUAUACAUAUAAUGCAACCAGCAAUUAUAUGCAUAAGCCAAUUAGAGAUCGUUUAACUUGCAUCUGGUAUUUUAAUGUUCAAUUCCAAUGGUAAGAAUUUUUCAAACAAAUUAGUCAUAAAUUAGAAGAUAACUAUAUCAUCCCCCAAUGACAGAAAGCUUUAGAGACUGCUGUUUUAUUCAAUAACAGUGGCAUUAUAACAUUCAGCUCAUUAUCCCAGUUUAAGUUGCUUUGACACAUGCCAGUAGGUGAUAUAAUGUGGAGAAAGAAAGGGUGGGGAAACUAGAUUUGAGCUAGUAUUGAUAUGGAAAAAAUGCUCCCACUCUGAAAUUGUCGACUGGGAAGACUGAAAAAGGAAAACUUAUAUUUAUAAUACUUCCUUAAAAGAAAAGCUUUUCCUUGACCAAUGUUGACUUGCGUGACAAGUAUGCAAUUGCUAAAGCUGACCAUUGAUGCAUCAGUUCAUGGACUUUGGUUUGGUAGACAUUUUAAGCAAAAUAAUGACUACAGAUGAGUUUCACGAUACUUUAAUCGACAGUCAAAUUUAAUGCACAGUAAGUGAUGCAAAAAUGUAGCCAAGUUAGACAACCUGUCUAAAUCUACAGGUUAAUGAACAUCUUAUUUUUCUUGCUACUUAAAUAGCAUACAAUGAAUUAUAAAUUGUCCUUUACAACAAUUUUUGAAUUUGUUGGUGGGGAAAUGCUGCAUGUUCAUUUGGGUGAGUGUGGCUUCUUCAUUUUGAGAAACCUCCUCAAUAUAUUCAGAGAAGUAUAGAAAGACAGUUUCUAGAUUACUUAUUGAGCGUAUUGCUGUAUUAUUUCUAAUAUGGAAUAAAUAUUGGAGACUAGAGGCACUUGCGCUUUAGGCAAAUUCC